Molecule: messenger RNA, 2585 nt
Organism: Macadamia integrifolia
Lineage: Eukaryota; Viridiplantae; Streptophyta; Magnoliopsida; Proteales; Proteaceae
Exons: 2
Coding region: 315-2318 (667 amino acids)
Molecular function (GO): protein binding
Source: RefSeq, a predicted model, not a curated record
UUUUCACCCACCGAGAGUCCCGAGACACCCAAUCUAUAUCCUUUGCUGGCUUUCCCUAACUUUCCUCCCUUGGGUUCCGUUUCUCUCUUACAGCUACCCGUAUUGGAAGGAAACGUUGGACACUGGGAAGGAUUCAAGUAAAAAAUGGAAUUAGAAUAAUCUUUUCAAAUAAGUAUAAGACCUUAAGCCUUCUGCAAGCUUAUCCCUUCUUUCCAUUGUCCCCUGCAAGAGCCAAGAGCCAAGAGCCAAGAGGCAGGAGGCAGGAGGCAGUAACUCGCACUCCCUCGUUAGCUCCUACCGAACGAACCACUAGCAUGGACCCACCAGCACCACCACCGGCGGCGGCGUCCGCCACCCAUCUCGCCUAUCCGGAUUCGGUUGACUCAUCUCCACGGUCGCGUAACAUCGAUUCCUGGGACGAACCCCUCCCUCCCAUCCCGGGAGGCGCUAAACUGCGCCUGAUGUGUAGCUACGGCGGUCACAUCGUUCCCCGCCCUCACGACAGGUCUCUUUGCUACCUGGGCGGUGAGACCCGUAUCGUGGUGGUGGACUGCCACUCCAGCCUUGCAGACCUCUCCGCACGGCUCUCUCGUAGCCUCCUCCAUGGGCGCUCUUUCACCCUCAAGUACCAACUCCCCAACGAAGACCUCGACUCCCUCAUCUCCGUCACCACCGACGAAGAUCUCGAGAACAUGAUCGAAGAGUACGAUCGCACCACCACUUCCUCCUUGAAGCCCUCUCGCCUCCGCGUCUUUCUCUUCCCUACCAAGCCCGAAACAGCCGCUUCGGUCGGCUGUCUCCUCAGCGAUUCCAAGUCGGAAAACUGGUUCUUGGAUGCCCUCAACGGUGCUGGAAUCCUGCCCAGAGGGAUCUCUGCUGACGCUGCUUCCGUUAAUGGCUUGCUGGGUCUGAACGAUGCCAUCCAUGUCCACCCUUUUGCUGAUGGGGAGGCUCAACCUGAUUCCGUGGGUGGCAAUAACAAGCAGGUUAAUAAAUCUGGGCAAGAUGUUCAAUCGCUGUCGGAUUCUCCAAUGAUGGAAACCAAUUCCUCUUUUGGUUCAACAUCUUCUUCGCCUUCUAUGUCUAAUUUGCCUCCGAUUCGGGUUCAUGUUGAGGAUGGUGGUCGCUUGCAUGAUCAGAAAGUUGGGCUAGAGGAACAUUUCUCGCAGCUGAGCGUCCCUGCUCCGCAGAAGCAAGAGGAGAGUUUUGUUUCACUGUCUUCUCCGCCACCUGUUCCGACCAGUACUGUCGCAGCUGCAGCGAUGUCGUCAGCUGUUGCCGUUAACCCUACCACUGUUGCUAGUGAAAACUCCGGCCGGAUUUACUCGGACGACGAGCGAUCAGACCAUGGGGCCCCUGUUGGCUUCCGGAAGCUGCCACAGCCGCAAUUGCAACAGAGGACUAAUGUGGGAGUUGAUUUACCUUCGCCAGAUGCAGCUGCAAGAGAUGCCAAUUCUCGCCCAAAACCAGUGUUCUAUCAAGACCCAGUCGCACCUGCAGCUGCCGCUAGAGACAACAGGGUCCCUGUUAUCCCUGUUGAUCCGAAGGUUAACAUCUCUGAUCCAAGCUAUCGGAUCCAGAUGCAACAACAGCAACUUCAGGAUGCUGGGUUCGUUUUGCAUUCACAAUUGGAUCAUCACCAGCAGCAGCAAUUCGUCCCUGCAGGCACGCAUUACAUCCACCAUCACGCCACUGGACCGGUACCCAUCUCUUCAUACUAUCCAAUGUAUCCUUCGGCGCAGCAGCAGCUCCCUCAGCAACUCGAUCAGCAAUACCCAAUGUAUUUCUUGCCUGUUAGGCAAACACAAGCUUACAACUUGCCUGCUCAAUCCAAUAUAGGCGAGACUCCAACCGUCCCAUCUAGUCGGCCCCCAACACCACCCAGCCCUGCCAUGAUCAAUUCUUCUGCUGCAGCAGCAGCUUUCAAAGAGCCCGCUGCGCCUGCGCCUGUGCCUGUUUAUCCCCCCAGGAGCGCAGCUCCUGCUAAGCCCGAAUCGGCAGCCAAUGUUUACAGAACGGCGGCGACAGCAGCUCCGCCGCGUAUUCACAUGCCUUCAGAUCAGCAUCAGCAGCAGAUUUUGGGUUACCAUCAGAUGCAUUACCCGUCUCAGUCGAUCGCUGUUGCUCCUAACUAUGGAUACGACUUCACCGAUCCUGCACACUCGCAGAUAUACUAUACUCAGCCUUCACCUGCUACAUUGGCUCCUCAGUAUCAAACUAUGACCGGAGCAGCAGCAGUAGCGGUAUCUGAGGCUUCUACCCAGUUGCCCUCAGAAAACUCUAAGCAGCAGCAGAUCAGAACAUCACAACCACUGUGAGUCACAAUCAUCGCUGAUCUCUGAUGAAGGAAAGAAACAAUUUUGGUGGUGAUGAGUUUGGGUAAUUAUAGUCUUCAUUUUAUUCUUUUUUUUUUUUUUUAUUUAAAUUGGAUUGGUUUGUGUUAGAAACUUAAAUCUGUCUGUGAUAGGGGAAUAAGGAAUUGGGUCAUCAUCUCUUAGGAAGAAUAUAGAAGUUGGUCAUAUGUUUGUGUUUGGGCAAUCGUUGAAUAAAUAUAUCUAUAAACAGCAUUGGCUAUUUGGCUUUAA